Prosopis cineraria is the source of this 2405-nucleotide messenger RNA. Its product is annotated as transcription factor bHLH131. Bases 1503 to 2237 code for a protein of 244 amino acids. The record is from RefSeq and is a predicted model, not a curated record. The transcript has 4 exons. Gene Ontology annotation, molecular function: protein dimerization activity; DNA-binding transcription factor activity. NCBI's taxonomy places the organism in Eukaryota, Viridiplantae, Streptophyta, Magnoliopsida, Fabales, Fabaceae. Gene Ontology annotation, biological process: regulation of DNA-templated transcription.
ACCAAGAUGAUGAGCUAAAAGAAAAGACCCUUGAGUGCUUACUGCAACAACAACAACAACAACAACAACAACAAGCCUUUAUCCCACUAGGUGGGGUCGGCUACAUGGAUUGCAAGACGCCAUUGUGCUCUAUCAUUUAUUAAGCUUUUAGAAAUAUUAUUAAUUAAGAGAUCACGUUCAACAACUUCCAAGAGUGUUCUCUUAGGCCUUCCUCUACCUCUCUUAAUCGGACUCAAAGUUAUAUGUUCCACUCUUCUCACUGGUGCCUCCCUUGGUCUUCUUUGUACAUGCCCAAACCAUCUCAACCGAUUUUCUAUCAUUUUUUCCUCAAUAGGUGCCACCCUCACUUUUUCGCGUAUGUGCUCAUUUCGAAUUUUAUCUUUACGUGUAUGUCCGCACAUCCAUCGUAACAUUCUCAUCUCUGCUACUCCAACUUUAUGCUCUUGCUGUCCCGUUAGAGCCCAGCAUUCACUACUAUAUAACAUUGCCGGUCUGAUAGCAGUACGAUAAAACUUUCCUUUAAGUUUAUUAGGCACCUUACGGUCACAAAUAACUCCUUUAGCUUUUCUCCAAUUAAACCACCCAACUUGAAUUCUAUGUGAAAUAUCUCCACUGAUUUCGCCAUCAUUUUGAAUAAUGGCUCCCAAAUAUCUAAACUUUUUCACUUGAGGUGCUUACUGCAUGGCCGAAAAUCCUGAAACUGAUGAAACUUGGUGGACAUUCUGGUCAUGCGUUCAAAAACUUCAAAAACAAAUAUUAUAGAUUUAAUUCAUAAAUCCAAUGAUGAAUCAACCAGUUACUUCAUCAGCCUCUAGAUGCGCAUGAGUAAAGCUUGACGACUAGAUCAAGAGCGAUAUGCAGCCUACAAGACUAGCAAACAUUGUAUGUCACGGAUGUCUGAACCGAUUAAUUGUCAAUGUGUGUGAAUUUUUAAGAGUCUGUGAUUUAUGAAUGUAUACAAUUGUUCAGUUUUCUUGAACUCUUAGGAUAUUGGGUUUAGCAUAUCAUGUUUUCACAGGCAGAUCACAAGUAUAUAUUGCAACUUAUCUGCAGGAAGAUAUGGGACAUAUCAAACUAAUACCUCGCAACAUGUGUGAAACUUGUAUAUAGCAUAUUUUUGUAAUUGCUGGAAGGUGUCAUGAACUGAUGUACGCGCAACCUAUAUACUGUAUGUGCCCUGCAUUAAGAAAAAGAAGAUCAGAAAAACGAAUUUGGCUUUUUUUUUUUGGUAGGUGACACGAACAGUUAAUCUAGUUAUGACCAAGAUUCUCAAAUUAAGUUUAAAAUCUCCUCACUUUUAAAUGCUGAUUGAGUUAUGGCGCGAUCAUCAUCUGAUUUGUUAUUAAUAGAAAGAAAGCAAAUUCCCCUAAUAGUAUUAAAUUUUGAUAUAUUUUGCGUUUACAAUCAAAUCAUUAAUUCUCAUUAAUCAUAGACUACUAUCUAGAUAAAUUUUGGUCUGGCUAUUCAAGGUAAAACAGGCUCCCAAUCUUGUGCAAAUUCGCAUGCUUUUUAGUUUUUACCUCUUUUUAUCGCUGCAUAUGCAAUCUGCUGCAGAAAAAAAAUUCAAAUUCGAUUCAAUGGUCUUACUUCGGAAGGGAAUGCAGAUUCAAAAUUACUAUAACUCAGAAGCAUUCAAGUCAAGAAGCAGCUUUUCUCAAGGAACCAUCUCGGAGACAAACAGAAACUCGUUCUUGAUACCAAAAUCAAAGGCAGAGAUCAAAUUACUCGCAGCUAAAAAACACAGCGAAGCAGAGAAGAGACGCAGGAUGCGAAUCAAUGGCCAAUAUGCCACCCUUCGCACCAUCCUCCCCAACUUGGUGAAAGUGGACAAGGCAUCGGUACUGGCUGAGACUAUAAGGCAGGUAAAGGAGCUGAAGAAGAAUGUAUCCGAAUUGGAAGCAAUUAGUGCUAAUAGUUCAGGUGAGAUCACAGUGUUUCCCAGUGAAGUAGACAAGUUGAAAUUGGAACACUGUAAAGAUGAGGAGGGUCUUAUGAAGGCGACCUUGAGUUGUGAGGAUAGGCCAGGGUUGAUGUCAGCCAUGACAAGGGCUCUUAAGUCUUUGAGAGCCAAGGUGGUAAAGGCUGAGAUGGUGAAUGUAGGAGGGAGAAUCAGAGAAGUGUUAUGGGUUCAGGGCUUGGAAAAUGGAAAUGAAGGGAUGGGUGUCCUGAAGAGGACUCUGAAGGUUGUCAUGCACAAGCCAACUCUCAAGAUGCAUCGUCUGACUCGCACAGGAUAACAAUCACUCUGUACGUGUAUUCUGUUGAAGGGAGGCUAUAUAAUGUACUGCUAAGUGCUAACCAUGGCUUACUCAAUCAACAUCUUAUCUGCAACCUUUCACAUUCAAUCCAGAUUCACGGUGUGGUUAAUGAAAAUUUGAGUUGUCCUUUUUUCCUUCUUGGAACAA